CCGUCUCCCUCCUUUUCCGCUGCCGAGGCGGCGGGAGCCGAGCCCCAGCGGACCGAGCCGCGGCCGCAGAGGGCGGCGGGUGCAAAGGCGGCGGCGGGGUGGUCAGGCGACGGCGAUGCGGCGGCCGCGCUGAAUCCGCCCGCUCCUGGCGCUGGGGGAACCGGCCGCGCUGGGCGGCAGCAUGCGGGGCGGCGAGGAGCUGGACGGCUUCGAGGGCGAGGCCUCGAGCACCUCCAUGAUCUCGGGCGCCAGCAGCCCGUACCAGCCCACCACCGAACCGGUGAGCCAGCGCCGCGGGCUGGCCGGCUUGCGCUGCGACUCCGACUACCUGCGCGGUGCGUUCGGCCGCCUCAAGGUCGCCCAAGUGAUUUUGGCCCUGAUUGCAUUCAUCUGCAUUGAGACCAUCAUGGAGUGCUCCCCGUGCGAAGGCCUCUACUUUUUUGAGUUUGUAAGCUGCAGUGCAUUUGUGGUGACUGGGGUCCUGCUGAUUCUCUUCAGUCUCAACCUUCAUAUGAGGAUCCCUCAGAUCAACUGGAGCCUGACAGAUUUGGUCAACACUGGACUCAGCACUUUCUUUUUCUUUAUUGCCUCAAUUGUACUGGCUGCUUUAAACCACAAAACCGGAGCGGAAAUUGCUGCCGUGAUAUUUGGCUUCUUGGCAACAGCAGCCUAUGCAGUGAGCACAUUCCUGGCCGUGCAGAAAUGGAGAGUCAGCCUCCGCCAGCAGAGCACUAAUGACUACAUCCGAGCUCGCACUGAGUCCAGAGAUGUGGACAGUCGCCCCGAGAUCCAGCGCCUGGACACAUGAGACCCUCCAGGAGUCCUCCCUCCGCUGCCCUCACACCCAUUCUUCUAAUCAAGUUUUCUUUCUCUCAGCACGCCA
Messenger RNA from Arvicola amphibius (Eurasian water vole), 883 nucleotides. It is a transcript of the gene Cmtm4, whose product is annotated as CKLF like MARVEL transmembrane domain containing 4. The transcript is spliced from 4 exons. NCBI's taxonomy places the organism in Eukaryota, Metazoa, Chordata, Mammalia, Rodentia, Cricetidae. Bases 182 to 808 code for a protein of 208 amino acids. Gene Ontology annotation, cellular component: membrane. The record is from RefSeq and is a predicted model, not a curated record.